Molecule: messenger RNA, 2894 nt
Organism: Porites lobata
Lineage: Eukaryota; Metazoa; Cnidaria; Anthozoa; Scleractinia; Poritidae
Source: the annotation of a GenBank genome assembly
UGAUUAACUGCUACAACGCGUACAGCAUUGGACAAAAAUAUCAGGUAUGCAACAGAGGCGAGGAGCUGAGAAGCUAUCCGUUUAAUCAACAGAAAAGGCUGCAGAAGACACGAGGUCUUUGAGUGGCACUUGAAGAAGCAGAUGGUUUGAAAGUAUCUAAAAAUAUUUUAUCACUGCCAUGUUGCAUCGCCGUUAUACGUCCAUAGCGGAAGAACCCGAAAGUGGAGAAACCAGCUUACCCGAAGGUAAGAGAAGUGGCAGGCUUAUUUCUGUCGCUACGGUAGGACUUAGUUUAAGGAAAGCCUUCUGUAUUUUAGGGCAAUAGCUAGAAAAAGUCGUGGACUGACUAACAAAGUUGUGGUCGACGGUACGCUCAAUUAACCCGUGCCUCGUUUUACGGUAUUUUCAAGCUACACAAGAACGAAAGACGUCGAGAAAAGGUUUUGAGGUCAAAUCAGAGAAUAGAAUUCGUGACCUCAGUAUCGUACAGAAGGCUGCGCACUAACCAAGUGUGCUUGUAUGUCCUACUCCGAUAAACAAACAGUAUUCAUAUCUCGGUUAAGAUACAGCUCAUGACUGUAUAGCGAUGAAUUUCUAGGAAGUGUAGGUUUAUACUCUCGAAAGACAGGUUUCCAGGCCGAACAGUCGGUGCUUCCCUGUGGUGAUGUGCCACUCGGGUUUCCAAAACAGUUUUAAGACUUCAUGAUUAAGGGAGUUCUUCGAUGUUUGAACCUCGGAACAAGAAAAAAGGCGUGAAAACAUAAAACCCUUGACAACCCUUAAAGGGCUCUACGGAGAACAGCAUACAAUUCUCCACACUCUGUUUCGUACUUUUCCUAAGUUAUUAAUGUAGAGAAUUUGUUUUAAUAAUCAAGACUUUUUUCAGUUGUUGAUUAUUUCUGUUUUCUCAUGACCUUUAAGUUUGAGAAGUAGUACUAUUUCAUGAAACUAAAUUCCUUACAGUAGAUAUUCAGCAAAUAACGUUUUUGGAAAAGCUGGAAAAACGAAGGUUCUUAUAAGCGGGGUUUACUGUACUGUAACACUGCAUACCAAUGUUUACAAAGUCAAAUGUUGUUAUCUAAGUGAAAAACUGGUUUACAUUUCAAGGUAUAACAAACGCAUGUAAAUAAACUUACUUUAAUUUUUAUUUCAGUGUUUGCUUACUUAUUUUUAUAUUUCAGAGAGAAAUAUCAAAGAAACAACAGACGACAAAAAUCUCAGUUUUACGAAAACGCGAAACAGGGAGUCCUCCAGCCGACAAUCAGCGACGAGUGCCCGACUGUCGACCUCGGAACUCACCGAAAACACACUGGACGAAUCGGAAAGCGAUCGGCUUUCGUUGUCAGAGGACGAAGAUUUAUUCGCCGAAGAAGCCGAAAACAAGUCCCAAAGAAAAGACAAGCGGGCGUCAAGUAAACAAAGCAACAGUUACCUACACCGAGCGUCGAAAUACGAAGAAGAGAUCUUGAAGUCAGUGAAAUUAACUCCUGAUCAAAUUCGUGAGAUAAAGGAGGCCUUCCAUGUUUUUGAUAACAAUGGCGACGGAUGUAUUACCGCCACAGAACUGAAAAAACUGGUCACCUCGCUUGGUUAUAAUAUAACAGAAGCAGAGCUUAUGGACAUGAUGAAUCAAAUAGGUAAACUGAAGUAUGAAGGUUGCGCCAGCUCUCUCUCGUUAUCAUAAAACGCUUUGAGUAACCUCGUUCAUAUUUUGAAAAAAAAAAGUACAUAACAUACUGAAAUAGAAAAACUUAGGUAAUGUUCCCAAUAUACCGGGAAGCUUUUCCGCCGCCACAAAAGCCAUAUCAGACAGGGAUUCUGUUCACACAUAAGAACGGUGAUUUCUACGCGAUUUGUCUGACGAAGCGAAUCUGCGCCGCGCGGCUCUGUAAACUGGAGAGUCUCAUAUGGGAUAGUGUUAACAGCAUACCGUAUAGCCUUUUGUGUCGACGCAAAAAGCUCUUCGGUAUAGUGUAAACAUUGCCUUACAAGAAAAAAAACCGCGCGAAUAUGAAUGCGAACCAACACUGAACGACCAAAAUGACCAACCAUCGAAGUCAGGGGUGGGGGAGGGAAAAGACCCCCCUCUCUGCUUACCAUGAGAGCUUCUUCGCAGGCGUAAUUUUCGUCCCUUAACGAGCCACGGCGCGUCUCUAUCGUUUCGUCAGAAUAUUUAACUCGGACUAAUUCGCCACCAGUUACAUUUUCCGUGUCUGUCGAUGAGAUCUGGGGACUCUUAAGUUCUGAUUUUACGUUUAAAAUAUGUUCUUGAUGUUUCCUUUUUAGAUGCAGACGGUAACGGCGCCAUUGACUUCCCAGAAUUCCUCGCAUUGAUGACAAAAAAUCUAGAAGACUGUGAUCCGGAAGAUAUUUUACUGGAAUCUUUCAAGGUGUUCGACAGGGACGGCAGUGGUUUCAUAGGCGUUACUGAACUCGACCGACUCUUCAAGCUGCUCCGUCAAGACUUCAAAGAUUACGAGAUCGAGGCCAUGAUAAAGGCCGCUGACGCCGAUGGCGACGGGCUCGUAGGUUGGGAAGACUUCACAAAAAUGAUGAACGUUUGAAUGGAUUGGACAUUUCUGGCCUGCGAUCGAGCUCUCCAUUUGCGGGAGUCUCUAGAAAUCACGCGAGAGCCGCACGCGAAAGGAGACUCGGGUGCGAUGGCGCGUUGUUCGCGAUUCCCUUCGCUCGCCAUAACCGGAGAGCUUGCUGGGAGGCAAGGACAUUACAACGAAUAAACCGACGUGACCUUGGAGCUUAGGUUAUUACAUACUACUGAAGUAUUAUGAAAAAAAGUAUAAGAUACAAAACAAAAUUAAAAUAUGUCGAAUAUGUAGAAAUCUGUGUACUUUCUAGCUAGCAAACUAGCCUGAAAUAUUUCGUCAGCUUGGAGG